GCCCGAAGCAGAGAGCACAGGGGUGGGGUGGACGUCGAGAGCCUUGGGAUGAGACGGCGGCGGCUUGGUCUGUAGCCUGGGCGGGGCAGGGACGCAGGCCGGACCCGUUGGCACUCGAGCCCCGGGCGUCUAGAUGCCCAAACAGAGGCGACCGCGGGCUCGACCUCUCUGCAUCUUUGUCCCUGGGCACCCUGGCCGUCUGCCCUUGGUCCUUAGCCGGCCAUGCCAUCCCCCGCACCUCCCACUGUGCUGCUGCCGUGGGAGCGCGCCGUGGUACUGCUGUCGUGCGUGCUGUCAGCGCUGGGCUCGGGCCUCUUGGUGGUCACGCACGCCCUGUGGCCUGACCUGCGUAGCCGGGCACGGCGCCUGCUACUCUUCCUGUCGCUAGCGGACCUGCUCUCGGCUGCCUCGUACUUCUACGGGGUGCUGCAGGACUUUGCGGGGCCUUCGUGGGACUGCGUGCUGCAGGGCGCGCUCUCUACUUUCGCCAACACCAGCUCCUUCUUCUGGACGGUGGCCAUCGCUCUCUACCUGUACCUCAGCAUCGUCCGAGAUGCGCGCGGGCCCAGCACGGACCAUCUGCUCUGGGCUUUUCAUCUCAUCAGCUGGGGUGUCCCGCUGGCCAUCACAGUGGCCGCUGUCUCUCUGAAGAAGAUAGGCUACGAUGCCUCCGACGUGUCCGUGGGCUGGUGCUGGGUGAACCUGGAGGCUGAGGACCGUGUCAUGUGGAUGCUCCUGACUGGGAAGCUGUGGGAGAUGCUGGCUUAUGUCUUAUUGCCUCUACUGUACCUUCUGGUCAGAAAACACAUCAACAGAGCGCACCAGGCCCUCUCCGAGUACCGGCCCAUCUGUGAGGCACGCCAGCUGCAGCGAGGCUCCUCCACCUCCAUGGCUGAUAAGAAACUGAUCCUGAUUCCGCUCAUAUUCAUUUGUCUCCGGGUCUGGAGCACCGUGCGUUUCGUCCUGACCCUCUGCGGCUCCCCAGCUGUCAAGUCUCCUGUGCUGGUUGUUUUGCACGGCAUUGGGAACACUUUCCAGGGAGGGGCCAACUGCAUCAUGUUCGCCCUCUGCACCCGCGCAGUCCGCACAAGGCUCUUGUCUCUCUUCUGUUGCCGCUGCUGUCCUCAGCCCUCGACCCAGAACCCUCUUGGGGCUCCUGCUCCCCCCAAGAUGAGAGAAUCUCAGGAAUCCAGACGGACUCCGGAAGUUCCCAGCACCUGAUUGGUGGACUUCUCUCCUUGUUCUCACCGGUGCUGCCUUCCUGGUUCCUGCUGCUGCCCCGCCAGAUACAGGGUCGCGCACCGGAAGCCUUGACCAGGGAAGCUCCGCCCCGCGAAAGAAUGGCGUCAGGGCAGCCUCUUCUACCUCCUCGCCUCUCAGGGCUGCUGUGCGUUCUCUGCACACCCGUGUCCUGGUUCAGUGGGGUUUGUUUGUAUAAGCCCAAAGAUGGGGGAUGCAGGGAAGCCAGCAAUGCAGGAUCCCGCCAGGGCACCGGUUCUCAGUGUCCUGAAGCCACCAGCACUGUUUACAGUUUGAGGGACCCAUACCUAUGGACCCCUUGGAGAGAUGCACCCCGACCCAGACAUCACAGUAUGGGAUCCAGGUUUGCCACGGUGUUGAGAUUCGCAGAGAACCUGGAGAAGUUAGAGCUCAACAGCAGAGCCAUUUCCCUUAAACCAGGUCCCAAGUCCGCUACGUCAUUGACCCAAACCACCCAGGCACACAGUCAUGGGCAUCUCACGGAUUCUCUGCUUGGCUCAUCAACCCUCAAUAUUUAUUGCAUUUGAAUUUCAGCACAGGCCAGAGUCCAGAGUCCUGCCCAUGAGUCAAUCACACAACACUCAGGUCCUUUCUGGGACCAAGACAGAAGGCAGCUCAGCUCCAGUCCCUAAGGACGACAUACGGUUUCUACCUGCUGUUUUCAUGAAACUUUUGUUCUCAGUGAUUAUUACAGGGGUGAGUCAGGAGGGUGUCUGGCUUGGCGCCUUGUUUAGUUAGUUUUGGUUUGCUUGUUUGGUUGUUUUGUUCUGUGGUCAGGGGGUUGGUGAAUGGUCCAAACACUGACUCCUCCCACUGUGCUUCCAUGUUGGUCCCUGUACCAAAAAUAUUUAAAAAGCUUUUUUUCUUGGUAGUUAUUUAUGGGAUAUAGAAAGAGGAUUCUGAGGUGAUUACAUUUUGUUUAAUUUAUUUGAGAUAGGGUCUUAUUAUAUAGCCCUGGCUGGUCUGGAACUUGCUGUCUAGACCAAGCUGGCCUCGAACUCACAGAGGUCCACUUGCCUCUGCCUCCCGAUAAUUACAUUUUUUAAAAAAGGUUUUGUUUGUUUUGUUUUGUGCUUCCUGUACUAGGGUUCUGCCACUGGGUUCUACCCCAAGCCUUCCUUUUGUUCCUUUUGUUUUGAGCAGAGUCUCACUAAGUUGCCUCGACUGGCCUUGAACUCUCUGUCAGCCAGGCUAGACUUGAACUUGCGUGUUUUCCCUACCUCAACCUCCCAGAAAGCUAGUACUAAAGCCUCGGGGCAGCGUGCCCAACCAAAGAAGGGAGUAAGAGAGCUGUGUUUCCGCCUCCACUCAGCGGCUCUUCUAGCAAGCCUUCCCUCAUUUCAGAGAGCUAGGUACUCCGCGUCUCAGGCCCGCCACCUUGCAGGCAAGUCGAGGAAAUGUUCUACUAUGCCUGUAGACAGUGCCCUUGGAUUCUGUCCGUACCCCACAAAGCAGAGCGGAUUCACAGAGCCUGGUAAAGGGGCUGAGGCUGAGGAGGACAGAGCCACACUGGGCCGUUGAUUCCCAUUUUGUUCUCAAACAACAUCUCUCUCAGAAAAGGACUCGUCAGAGGACAGUGUCCACAUGCUCCUUUUCUGGUUUCCUUGGGAAGUGUUUCUUUAGGAAAAUCUACACGAGGUGGGUUCCCUCAUGGGCAUCAAAGAAAGCUCCUCAGCGGGGGGCUGUCUGUUUACAGACACAGCCUAUGUCAGGCACAGGGCCUGCUGAGGUCCUGGGAAGACAUUACAGCCGAUUGUGCGCUGUCAGCAUGCUGCCAGUCAUGGUCUCCUGGCUUCUAAAAUGGAGCGGAAAUUCUAGAAACUGUUUCCUGCAGAGGAGAAAAUGAUCUACAGAAUACCAGAGAGGAAAUGAUGUGGGAACAAACCCAGCUGGGCAGGGCUUUGGGGAGCCCUGGCUGUUGGAGAUCCAGGAGCCGGGGGCUCACUCGAGCUCUCUCUGAUGACUGAUGCCAUCGGCCAGGAUUGCUGUCUGUAAGUCCCUCCGCAAAAUAAACACUUUGGCUCUUUCCACCUGUUUCCCACGCUGCCCUGCUGCUGCAGGGGAAUGGCGGCGACCCCAGGCUGGGUGCCUUGCCUCUAGCCCUGUGAGCGCACAGGCUGAUCUCAACCUUAGCUCUUCUCAGAGCUGGUGACCAAGUGGUUUCAGAACUGAAGACAAAAGGAAGGUGAGCCUUCAGUGAGCCCCAGGAGGAGGCCCUAGAGGCUGCCAGCUCCCAUUACGCCUUGUUCAGCCUGGUGGCUUUUUAUCCUGGUGGCUUUUUAUCUCUUAGUUGGCGAUACUCGUAUUUAUCUCCCCAUGCCCCUUGGUCACUGAAAUGUGACCUCAGCCUUAAUGGGAGCUACAGCCUUUGCUCCCCCAUCUUCAGCACUUUGUGGUUCUUGUUCUCCCAAUCAGUUGUCAGCUGUUUCCUGCCUCUGUCCGUCUGGACAUACACACAGAGACACACAGACACACAUUAGUUUUGGAGACACCAGGGGAUUAAACCUUAGCCCUUGUGCAAACUAGACAAGUGUUUAGCAUUUAGCUAUUCCCUCGGUCCUUUUAUUUUCUGUAUUUUGAAGCAAGGGAUUCUCACUAGUUGUCCAGGCAGGCCUUGAACUUGAGAGCCUCCGAGAUUCUUCUGUCUCAGUUUCACGGUUUCUGGAAUUACAGACCCGUGCCUUGGUUUCCCGGCUGCCCAGACCAGAAUAAUCACACAGAAAAGCCAGGAAAUGAAUGAGCAGUCUCUGUUUACACAGGCCUCUGCCACCAAACUCAGCCAACUUUCGGAAGCCUCGGUUCGUUCUUUCUGUCUCUCUCUUAAAAGAAUAAAGGAAACCCUUCAUUUGUC
Molecule: messenger RNA, 4111 nt
Organism: Alexandromys fortis (reed vole)
Lineage: Eukaryota; Metazoa; Chordata; Mammalia; Rodentia; Cricetidae
Gene: Gpr157
Product: G protein-coupled receptor 157
Exons: 4
Coding region: 223-1221 (332 amino acids)
Biological process (GO): cell surface receptor signaling pathway; adenylate cyclase-activating G protein-coupled receptor signaling pathway
Cellular component (GO): plasma membrane
Molecular function (GO): G protein-coupled receptor activity
Source: RefSeq, a predicted model, not a curated record